Osmia lignaria (orchard mason bee) is the source of this 7582-nucleotide messenger RNA. RefSeq names its product Epidermal growth factor receptor pathway substrate 15 (gene Eps-15). NCBI's taxonomy places the organism in Eukaryota, Metazoa, Arthropoda, Insecta, Hymenoptera, Megachilidae. The record is from RefSeq and is a predicted model, not a curated record. Gene Ontology annotation, biological process: endocytosis; endosomal transport. Gene Ontology annotation, molecular function: cadherin binding; calcium ion binding. Gene Ontology annotation, cellular component: clathrin coat of coated pit; cytoplasm; plasma membrane.
UAUCGGUUAAUGAAAAGAAGGUGAAACGUAAAAGUGCAAGACGACAAUCGAACACGGCGAGCGAUAGAAGUAUUCCGCGUUGUUAGUAAUUUUCUUUAGCUGUAUUUGUUCGUGUAAAUAGUUUGACAGACGAUAUACCAAUAACGUGUUCUUGUUAGUGCAUCUGGCGAUAAAAAUUUAUCCACAAAAUGCUAAGUAAAAUAGUUAAUAGGACAUACUAUCGAUUCACAGCCUGAUUGGUUAAGUCAGUGUUGAAUGCAAGUAUGGCCGCCCUGCCAUCACCCACGCAGGUGGCUGGAAGCCAUACUGAUAUAUAUGAAGCCUAUUAUAACCAGGUUGAUCCCAAUGGAUGUGGACAAAUUGGUGCAAUGGAAGCUGCAAGAUUUCUUAAGAAAUCCCAGCUAAGCGAUGAUGUAUUAAGUAAAAUAUGGGAUAUGGCAGAUCCACAAUCGCGUGGAUUAUUAGAUAAGUCUGGACUUUUUGUUGCUCUUAAGCUUUGUGCAUUGGCACAGGCAGGAAGGGAUAUUAGUAUGUCAAAUUUAAGCAUGGAACUGCCUCCUCCAAAAAUGGGUGAUAUUCCUAUAACAUACACUAAGAAUGUAGUAAAUGCUUUGCCAGUAAUAACACCUGUCAGUACCGGAGAUUGGUCUAUUAAGCCAUCAGAGAGGGCCAAAUAUGAUCAGCUUUUUGAUAGCUUGCAACCUACAAAUGGGUAUAUUCCAGGAAAUAAAGUAAAAGGUGUUCUUAUAGAUAGUAAACUUCCAUUGGAUACUCUUGGAACAAUUUGGGACCUUGCAGACAUGGAUAAGGAUGGUAUGCUGGAUAGACACGAAUUUGUUGUUGCUAUGCACUUAGUAUAUAAAGCAUUAGAAAAAUAUGCAAUACCAAGUGUACUUCCACCAGAAUUAAUGCCACCUGGUAAAAGAAAAGACUCUAUACCUGUAUCAAAAUCUCCUGCAGCUUUAGGAAUAAUAACAACCGCCCCGCCGCCUAUUCCACCUUUACCAAAUGUAUCCUCUGUAAAGAGUAUGCCUAGCAUGGAUACAGCAAGGACAAACGUACAAUGGGUAGUUUCAUCUGAGGAUCAAAUAGCAGCAGAAAAAUUAUUUUUGCAAGCUGAUCUAGAUAUGGAUGGAUAUGUCUCAGGUAUCGAAAUCAAAGAUGUCUUCCUUCAAAGUGGACUUCGACAGACUGUAUUGGCUGAUAUAUGGGGCCUUUGUGACACAUGUCAAACUGGAAAGUUAAAUAAAGAACAAUUUGCUCUGGCUAUGUGGCUUAUUAAACAAAAACUUAGGGGUAUUGAUCCACCUGCAUCUUUAACUUCUGAUAUGAUACCACCUUCUAUGCGAAAACCUUCUGAUACUAUUGUGGAAAAUAAUAAUAUAUCUGGAUAUUCAAAUCCAGAAUUGGACAUGAUAAGCAAAGAUAUAGCAGAACUUGUACGUGAAAGGCAAACCAUGGAGCAGGACAUAGCCCAAAAAGAAGCUGAUAUUAAGAUAAAAAACGGUGAAAUAAAAAGUUUGCAAAGUGAAUUGGAUACUCUAGCAGCUACCCUAAAACAAUUGGAGAACCAGAAGGGUGAAGCACAAAAACGAUUGAAUGACUUAAAAGCUCAGAAGGCAGAAGUAGAUAAAGAUUUGAGUGAAGUCGAGCAGAAGAUUCAUGAAGAACAAAAAAAGGUUGAUAAAUUACGUCAACAAGCAGAAGAGCAAGAAUCAGUUUUACGUGCUCAAGAGGAAGAAUUAAAUUCUAAACGACAAGAAUUGGAAGGCUUGAAGCAAGAGGAGCAGCAGUUAGAGCAACAACAAAAUAAAAGCAGGGACCAAUUAAAUGAACUCACGAAAAAUUUGCAGGAUACUCAAUUGCAAAUUUGUCAAGCAAAAGCGAAAAUUACUCAUUUGCAAGAACAACAACGACAGAUGAGCGAUGCAAUUGCACUUUACGACUCUGCACUUGCAGCAGGGGAUGCCUCUCUUGUACCUGAUACUAGUCUGCAAUUUAAUCCUGAAAUUGAAGACCUAGAGUAUGACAAAGCUACACACAAAGAGGAUGGAGUACAAGAGAAAAAAACUGAUUCAUUUUCUAAUGCAAACGGAACAACUUUGGAUGGAUUUGAACAGGAUCCUUUUGCAUCAAGCAAAGCUCAAGAAGCAUUUACAGCAACAACACCAGAUCCAUUUGGAAGUGCAUUUCCAUCUCAGAAUACUGGAGGAUUUACAUCUGAUCCAUUUAGUGCAUUUGAUAAUAGUAAUGUCAUAAAACAGGAUCCUUUUGAUCCAUUUGGAGAUAGUAAAAGAACUGACACUAAAGCUGUAACUGGAACAGCAACGACAAAAGAUCCAUUCGGAGAUGAUCCGUUUGCAAAUCUUCAUGCACCAACUCGUCCAGAAAGUCCUAGCCCAGCUCUUCCUCCUAAGAAAGCAAAACAACCACCCCCACGACCAGCACCUCCACGACCUACUCAAGGACCUACUGGUCCUCUCCGAGCUGCACCAGCACCACCUACUCCUUCUCCCACUCCUGAUCCUUUCGCAAACGCUAAUACUGAUCCUUUCUCUGCUCAGCAAGGGGUAAUUGAUAACAACAACAGUACUAGUUUCACUAGCUCAACUGGAUUCGCCGAUUUUGCAAAUUUUGAUUCUAAGUGUUCCUCCAUAUCAGUCUGGCCAUAUCCCAUCCCUCCUCAGUCUCAUCAGUUUCUACCGGAACCAACACUGAAUCGAACGGCGCCACCCAGACCAACGAGCAGAGCGCAUACAGUAUAUCCAAAGUUGCCGGACUUCACGGAAGACCCGUUUAGAGAUUACCGAUACGAGGAUCCCUUUAACAUAGCGGAUCCUUUCGCUGACGAUGCAGAAGACCUGAACGCUAAUAAGAGCAAAGAGACUGGCAAAGUGGAUCCAUUUGGUUACGGAACAACUUCGAUACCUCCUCGUGAUAAUUCCUUCUCCAAGAGUUUCGACACUGAUUUCUCCAAUACCUUUCCAUUAACUAGAAACAAGAUUGAUAAAGAUAACGCUAAAUUCGAUGCUGACUUCAUGAAAGCGUUCUCCGAUGAUAACAGAAAUAUAAAGACUAUCGAAUCCGACGUAUUUUCUAAUACCAAGGCAAAAACGGUGGACAUUGAUGAAGCAUUUUCUGCCAAGAGUGAAAAGUCGUCUAAGAAACACGGACAGGACUUUACGCAUUAUAAAUCUAAAACUAAUUUUAACGAUAAAAAGUCAAAAAACGAGACUGGUAAAAUUUGGAAUGGUAACAAUACUCCAUUAUCGUUAACCGAAGAAGAGCAAUUUGUUUGGGCGUCUCAACAAAGUUUAAAGACCGAGGAAGAGAGACGUAGGCGUAAACAGCAAGAAGAAGCGGAAUUAGCUUUAGCUCUUGAAUUGAGCAAACAAGAAAAGUCUGGAAAAUUGUAAGCUUGAUCAAGUAAAGCAGUUACUCUAUAAUUCAUCCAAGUGAUCAACGUACAUGUUUUCAAGCACAACGACUUUGUAAAUCUUGAUAGUGAAACCAGAACCUGAAUGCAUAUGGUACGUUAACUUCCUAUAAUCGUAAAUGGUUAGAAGAAUUGAAAAAUCCGCACUAAUGAAAGCUACAACAAAUAUUCACGUAAAAUACAAUAAUUAUUCGCAAUGCUUAUUUUUAAUAUUAUAUACCAUAUCAUAAUUGCUGUGAAACGAAGAUACUUAGAAAAUAAAACAGAUAUUAGUGAAGCAUACAGAUAUCCAGGAAUCCAUAGAAGCAUGCAUUAAUCAUCAAGAAGCAUUUUACCGUGUAUGUAAUCAGUGUUGAAUGUGAUUUUUCCGUUUUUCACUUGACACGAGAUGAAUGUUAACAAAAUAUUAAUGCAUUACAAUUAUUUGAAUGCGGAAACGCCUUUGUUGGCAUUGUCAUUUAUUACAGAAAUCAAUGGAUUUUUGUAAAAUGGAAAGAAAGAAAAAAGGAAGGAAAGAAAAGAUUAAUUAUUGCCUUGCAAUAUCGAAUUCUAAAACAAUGACACUUAUUAUAAUAGUAGCUGGUUCUACGCUAUCGCUAACAGUAAAUUAGUAUGUAUAAAAGCAAAAUAUAAUGGCAGAUUAUUGGAUUGACAAUAAAACGUUGAAUACAUAUAUUCCGUGAGUUCAAAAUGAGAGGAAUAGUGAUAUAAAUGAUUAUUCGUAUUCAAGCAAAACGAAGGUUCUCAGUGUCGUUAUGUGAAACACACUUUAAACAUACAUCUGUACAUUUGUGACUAGCAAUGGAGUAAUUUUUCUGUUUAAUUUCAUCUAUGCUAGAAUUAUAUGUCCUGUGCAUGGUAUUCGAAUUUGAUAUGCCUUCACCAGUGUUUGUUGAAAGACUCUGUAUCAUUGGACUGAAAACUUUGAGCCAGACAAAUUGUUAAUUACAUAGUAACACGUAAGGCAUAAGACGUAUAAAUAUUAUUGAACUGUUGUUAACGUGCCCUAGUAUGCUUUUUCGACGCAAUAAUUCUGUGUAUAAGAAAAAAAGUUUCCAUAGUAUGUUUUCAAUGUAAAAAUUCAAAUUUAUUGUUCAACUUAAAACGCAAUAGAGAAAAAUGGAAAAAUGUAUGUUUAUCUUUAUUAUAUUAUCACGUAUCAUUUUAUUAGGACUGAAUAAAAUUGAAUGUUGCGAAUAGCAAAUGAUGGUAUUGUUACGUUAAUAGUAAGUGAACUGUUAUAAUAACGUUCAUAAGAAUGUCUAAUUUAGCCUUCGGUCUUAGUACGUCCCAAAGAAUAACGUGUUCAGAUAAAGCGUAGCUCCCGUGUUUGUCCCAAAGAUGCCGUCAUCAUAUGGAAUCAUUGAAAUCAAACACAAUGGGUGGUCGCGUUUAUUUUUACUUUUACUGUUGUAUCGCGUAAUUUCAUAACGACGAUGUAUUAUCCAUACUGUAUAUAUUAUUAUCUAUAUUAUUUCAUCGUAAUUAUUAUGACCAUUAUCGUGUUACUAUUGUUAUAUCACUAUCAUUGACAUUAUUACUAUUACUAUUACUAUUAUUACUACUACUACUACUACUAUUACUACUAUUGUCUAUAACGUAGCAUCUAUUAUCAUAAAACACUAUGCGCUGUCAAUAUAUCAUUUACCAAUGAACAGAAGUAAGUGUAAAAUCGUAUUAUAUAUACAUGUUAUUCAUAAAUAUGAUUAUUGUAUAUCGGUAUUGUUAGAGUUUCAAAUGCCUAUACAAGGGUGUUCCACAUCACUAAAAUAAGCCUCAUCUUUAUAAUGUUCAAAGAUGUAAAGAAAUGAUAUAGGAGAAAAUUAAAUGCUCUUGAAUGAUGUAUAUUCUAAACUUAAGUUCGACACAUUCGACGUUAUUUAAUUUUCUCCCAUCUCUAAUUGUUUUAGCAUUAUAACUUAUUUCAGUUGUAUGGGACACUUUGUAUAGAUACAUCUUGAUCACAGAAGCAUAGGAUCAAGCGCGACGAUUACAGAUGUGUGCCAGAAUGAACCUUUAUCGGAAUAAACCAAAUGAUCUAAUCACGCUUGAUUCAGAUGAUUUAGAAAGGCCUCGUCCAAAGAAUUUGAAUUGAUUUCUUGUUGCAUCAACUAUAUUCUAAUUGUGACGAACAGUCUUUGUUACUGAAUGCUUAAGCGUAUGAAAAAAUGUACUUGAACUAUGUAUAAUUGAAUGUUCAAGUAAUUAAUCUUUCAUGAGACGCGGUAACGAAGUCGAAUUGUAUACGGUGUACUAUGCACAAAGGACGCUGGUUUCUUUUUAUAUACGUAUUUAAUAUACAUACAUUUACAGCAUUGAGGGAGAUACAAAAUAAGAAUGAUGCUUUGUUAAUUUAAGUCGAAAACUCCCUGUAGUAAUUAGUAAAAAAAAAAAAUAUGUUGCGUAAAUUCACUUCUCUUCGUGUAAUCGACAAGCACCUCGAGCAAUGUAUAAUUAUACAAAUAUACAUAAAUGUAUGUAUUUUUCGGUAAACAAAUUUCUCUGAGAGACUGAACACGUAGAACGUCCUUUGAAAGACGGAAUUCCAUUAGAAGAUUUCUUCAUACGAUCUUUGUAUCUUCAAGAAAAAGAAAAGAGACAUUCAGGAGUUAUGCUUAUUAAGAUUAAAAAUAAUAUCAUUGAAUGGAUUGUUUAAAUUGCUUAACACCUUACCGACCGGAAGUCCUCGUAGUUCUUGAUGGCAGUGGUCGUUGACUGAAAACCAACUAAUAAGCCCUAAAUGAUUUAUCUAUAACUCAAUGAAAAAAUUAUUAAUAUCUAUUUAUGUUAUUCGCGAUCGGUAGAUAAGGUGUUGAAAAUAUUACUUAUAAUAGAUGAAUAAUUUCUGUUGUUAUACAAUGUGAUGUACCUUAGCCGCAUUUUCAAAAGUUUCUUGGAGAAAUCUUUAUGAUUAAGGACGUGACUGAAGAAAAUUAGAAAUUUUGAUGCUUAGGCAUGAGAAACGUUCAAGGAUGCCUAUACAUAAGUUUAGAAAUUUGUUUGCUAUUUGUUUAACAACGAGAUUGCUGCACAUAUGUAGAUGAUCCACACGCAUAAUGAAUGUAUCCUCUAAGCUGCGCGCUUGCGCGGACGUAAAGUUCCCGGGCAUUUAAAAUUUUGCCCGCGCACCAUUCAAAAUCAUAACAGGUCCGCGCAGAAAGUAAAUGAAAAUUAGAGGGAACGUUUUGCAUAAUCGCUGAUAAUCUUCGACCCUGAGUGUAUCGUAAAUGUAGAAAAAUAUUGAGAAUGUAACAACGUCCAGGUGUAUAGCAGUUUUUCCACAAGUUUGAAGUACAGCGAAGUAAUGAUUCCAGAGCGGUUUAAAAAAAAAAAUAAGGCAGGAAAUAACAAAGAUUUUUCGUUUUGUAAAAUUACAACAGAGUUUCUCUUGGUUCAAUUUAUACUAGAGGUAUUAUGUUCCUGUCAUCGUUUCGUAGUUUAAUCUUAAACGAGGUUUAAUUAAACAUUUUUGCUCAACGUCUAAGUAUUUCCUAAGAUGUGUAUUAUCUAUUUCGUAAAUUUGUAAGAGUUGCUGCGUUACAGAUUGACAAAUUAAUUGAAAUUUAUUCAUUCCAAACGUGUCGUUAUACGCUCUAAAUAUUCCAGAAGUUGUUUACCAUGUAAUUAAUAUGAAAAAUGCACUCCCAGAUGAUUAACUCAUUGUUAAUUACUUGUUAAAUCAAUGAUUCAAAAAUAUUCGAGGACUCAAAUUAUCCGCAAAGAUUGUAUUUUUAAUAAUGUGACAUGCAUUUUUAUAAAAAUGAACGCAUUUCAUUGCCAUUUUUUUUUUAACUGCGUUUCAUAUCGUGUCGAAUUGAUAAUUUGUUAAUUUAUAAAUAAGUCAUCCCUUUAUUAAUAUUAAAAUUCUGGAUUGUAAUUUAUAAUAAAACUUAAGAAAUUCUUGAAUUUUGAAGCAACCUUUCGAAAUGGAUAUACAUACGUUUGUGUAUCCUUUGCCUUUUUGCUUCUUAAUAAAAUAGCGAGUUAGUAAAUUUUGUUAAACGUGGCUGCGCAGUCACACAAUUAACAGAUACAUUAUACCGAUGUUACAAGUUACAGGCAAAUACAUAUAUAGCAAAUCGUUGUUUUAUCAUAAUACGUCUCCUUGUACAUAAGUUUAAAUAUAUAAAUAUCUGGUUCAUUAUA